Molecule: messenger RNA, 894 nt
Organism: Cryptococcus deneoformans JEC21
Lineage: Eukaryota; Fungi; Basidiomycota; Tremellomycetes; Tremellales; Cryptococcaceae
Product: expressed protein
Exons: 5
Coding region: 87-695 (202 amino acids)
Source: RefSeq, a predicted model, not a curated record
CUCGGGGCACUCUUACCUUCAAUUUCAGUACAUCCAUCCCGUUUCGCCACCAACUUUUCUUCAUAUUUCCUCCAAGAAACACAAUAAUGACUAGUUCUGGCCUCACAAAUCGUCGGCCAUCCUUUCCAUCCCAGUCCAGCGGCAACGUCGUUGCCUCCAUCGACUCCCCUCCAGACAGGACAUCCGUAUUUAUCAAACACGGCAAGUAUAUCCUAGUCGGCGCCGGGGGUUCUUGGUGGGUCGACCUGCCGACUGUGCUGUCUAGGGUGUUGCACAAAGAGAAUGGUUGGAUCAAGAGGAUGAUGCUGGCAGGCCUGGGAUUGCAUGUCGCCACGAUAUUUAUUUUCCUUUACUUGGUUCUAUUCAUUCCCUGGCUUCGUGGGUAUAUCCCAAAUUAUACUAAAUGGCAAGAAUCUGCCAGACUACGGAUUAUUGUACCCCUUUUAACCAUGACGAUCCUUGGCAGCUGGACAUGCCUCGUUAUUUCUCUUUCCCAGGCAGGGAAGACGACAAUGUUCGAGUCCGUUAUGGAUGCUGUGAAGGGAGUCGGAAAUGCUAGCCUGGGGCAGAUGGAGGGGAGGGACGGCAUGGGAGUGUUCAGUUCGAUGGUCGGAGCAACCUCGCUGUUCAUGUUCACCCUGGGUAUACUUGGAAUGAUACCAGCCCCUUCGCACGUUCUGAGGAAGCAGGAUUAGAAUCCCUCAAUGUGGUUUUGAUAGCCACGCAACGCCACGGCAGAGGUGCCGUCCGAAGAAACAUAGUUUUACGUUUUACUCAUUAUAUUACUGUUCAUCCUACUUAUUCUUAUUACUACAUUAUUCAAGCUUCAAUAUGCUGGUUCAAUUGGGACUGCACUACGUCAAUUUACAUAGAAUUAUGCAUACAUGUAUCCUA